Molecule: messenger RNA, 2244 nt
Organism: Penaeus vannamei (Pacific white shrimp)
Lineage: Eukaryota; Metazoa; Arthropoda; Malacostraca; Decapoda; Penaeidae
Source: RefSeq, a predicted model, not a curated record
GGUCUGCUCAUGUCUGUGAAGCUAAAAGGCCUAACAUCAACUCAGGUCACCGACUACCUGACAAAGACCUCCACUAGUUAUGCCAGCUUGACAGAUGCAGCAACCACGUACACGAACCUGGUGAAGGCGUCCUCCCAGACCACGAAAGUCACCUCAGACUUGAAGUUAAAGCGAGUGAUACAGAUAGACGCCACCACAGUCAGGGCAGAAUACCUUGCUAACGCCAACUCCAACGUCGACCUGGCUGCCCUCAGGAACUCCAUGUUGGAGAAUCAGAACAUGCAGGAUCUGGAUUUCACGCUGAAAAUUGCGGCCCUUACUGUGAGCAACCGCUGGUCCAGUGUCAAGGUAAAGAUCACAAACCGACAGUUCGAAACGGCGAUGUCUGACCCAACCUCCACCACAUUCAAGAACUUCAAGAACACCUUUCAGCCAUUGCUCCUCAAGGCGCUUAAGGAGAAGGUGAAGGCAGUCGCCAACGUGGUCGUCAUGGAGCUCCUCUCGGGGAGCGUGGUCGUCCGAGCCAGCGUGGAGGCAGACAGCACCGCCACGACGAGCACGACGAAUGAGAUUUCUACCGCACUCACGUCAGUCAGUACGCUGGACAGUUUCACGCUCGACGCCAAAAAGGAGGUAACAGCUGAGAAGUACCUGAGUGGUGGCCAGCUGAUCAGCCCCGUAACUAAAACUGAUGCCGACGGCAGUGACAUCCUGAGGGACACGGAAGACAUCUCGCGAGGUGACGUCAGCCUGGCAGAGAGCGAGGCAGAUAAGAUAAAGAUCAAAACCAACAAUUAUUUCUUCACGGUCACUAUUCCUUCUUUCUGUGCCGUCCUGUUGCUGAUCAUCAUCCUGCUGUGCUGCACGACCUCCAACUCCUGCCUCUGCCGAAUCUGUAGCAGCGACCCCAAGAACGUGCCCUAAGUUUGACCCUCAAAGGAUGCCCCCAGACGAGGUCAAAGGGUUCUCGAAGGUCAAAAUGCCGUUCUAGGGAUGCUCCUUUGAUGUUCUGAUGGUGGGCAUACUUGGGAAAUGCCUUGGAGUAUUCACGGGUGCGCCAACAAAAGUUGAAAACAUCUAGAUGAAGAAAAGAAAAUAUGGAAAUAUAAUUGGUAUACUCUAUAUCAUUAAUGACAACAUGGGAUAAUUAUAAAAUUCAAGAAAAUGUUUUUAUUGUAAUCAACAAUAAUAAUAGGGAUGAACAUUAAGUAAGCAAAAUUUGUCACAAAAUUUAUGUAUGUAUCAAAUAUAUAUCCAGUACAACGAGAAUAAACAACCUAAUAGAACGUAAUAAUAGAAAUGAUAUUUCAAAUUAAGACUAUAAGAAAAUGUUCUAGAGUGUAAAUUGAGAAACAAUGUCCAUUUUUAACAUUACGAAAAACAUGACAAUAUAUGAGAGAAACUCUUCUACCCUCUACACCUGCACCUAAGAUUUUUUUCUCCGAGAAUUCUCUUAUUUCGCUAAGUGUUUCAUGAACGUUACUCAAGAACAAAGCCAAUUCCCUGCCAAACUUUGCACCAAAUGAGGCCAGCAAAUUAAUUUUCAAGAGCUAAAAUUCUUACGCUUCUAAAGUCACAGGUGACAGGGUAUGUCCAGGUCACGUGCGAAUUACGUAACUACAACGACGUAUUUCCUGCCGUGCAAAAUACGCUGUCGAGUUUAUUGUGUGGGACGCCAGUGCCAAAACAGAUGGAAGAAAACGGGAAUGUACGAGUCGAAGCUGGACCGCGGAGCCUCGAGUUCCCGUCGAGGCUUCAAAUGAGACACACGCCGAGGAUAAAUAAAACGAAGGAAGAUCAAUAGGCAUCGUAUAUUAUUUUUUAAAAAUGACAGUGGAGACAGCCGGCGAAGAUCCUACCUGUGAUUCCUUUAGGGGGCGGGGUAGGAGGCUUUGAAAUGCGGCGCGAGUCACGUCCGCGCUCGAGAUACCGUUCGAUUCCAUGACGACACUCGCAUGGGUGUGAGUGACCAGAUCUGUAAAAUUUUUAUCACCUUCAUUUACGGUGCCGGUGCGGUGGAUAUGAGAGUUCAAGGUGGCAUUGCAUAGCUAAGGGAUGGUGCCAAAAGAAUGCCAGGGUGCCAGAGACCCGUGGAACGCCAGUAAACAAAGUAAAUAUGUAUAUUAUAAUUAGGGUCUCCGUUACACAAGGCGUCUUUUUUCACUCCGUCCUUUAGCCUUGUCCGGCGCGCUUACUUAAAUCAUUUAAAUGAAUAUAUAUACAUAUUGGAGUGUAGUGUGUUGC